AUGCAUAAACUUUUCUUUCAAAAAUAUGAACCGGAUGUUUACGUCGCAAUACAGAAUGACCCACAAGUUACACCUGAAGUUCCUUAUGACUAUUUUUAUAGACAUUUCGUAACAAACUACAAAUACUCUUUCGCUAAGCCACAAUCUCAUACAUGCCAAAAGUGUGAUAGACUGGAUAAUCUUUUAUCUGGGAAAAGAGAUGAACAAAAAGUCUAA
Messenger RNA from Diabrotica balteata, 216 nucleotides. Lineage: Eukaryota; Metazoa; Arthropoda; Insecta; Coleoptera; Chrysomelidae. The record is from the annotation of a GenBank genome assembly.